Messenger RNA from Ornithorhynchus anatinus (platypus), 1264 nucleotides. It is a transcript of the gene YIF1B, whose product is annotated as Yip1 interacting factor homolog B, membrane trafficking protein. Lineage: Eukaryota; Metazoa; Chordata; Mammalia; Monotremata; Ornithorhynchidae. Bases 21 to 932 code for a protein of 303 amino acids. Gene Ontology annotation, cellular component: endoplasmic reticulum membrane; endoplasmic reticulum-Golgi intermediate compartment; Golgi membrane. The record is from RefSeq and is a predicted model, not a curated record. Gene Ontology annotation, biological process: endoplasmic reticulum to Golgi vesicle-mediated transport. The transcript has 8 exons.
GGCGGGAGCCCCGGCGGAGGAUGAACCCGGCGGGGGGCGGGGGGGGACCCCGGCAGCCUUCCAAGAGACGCCUGCCAGCCUCCAGCCCCGGCCUGGGGGACCCCCACCAGCUCUUUGAUGACACCAGCUCCGGCCAGGGCCGGGGUUUCCCGGCCCGCCCCCCGCCCCCGGGUGCGGGCUACGCCUCACCCCCGCAGGCCUUCCUCUCCGAGCCCAUGUCCAACUUCGCCGUGGCCUACGGGAGCAGCCUGGCCAGCCAGGGCAAGGAGAUCGUGGACAAGAAUAUCAACCGCUUCAUCCCCGUCAACAAGCUCAAGUACUACUUUGCUGUGGACACGGUGUACGUGGGGAAGAAGCUGGGCCUCCUGGUGUUCCCCUACAUGCACCAGGACUGGGAGGUGCAGUACCAGCAGGACACCCCAGUGGCCCCGCGCUUCGAUAUCAACGCCCCAGAUCUCUACAUCCCAGCCAUGGCCUUCAUCACCUACAUCCUUGUGGCAGGCCUAGCGCUGGGGACCCAGGACAGGUUUUCCCCCGACGCCCUGGGCCUGCAGGCCAGCUCGGCCCUGGCCUGGCUCAUCGUCGAGGUCCUGGCCAUCCUGCUUAGCCUCUACUUGGUCACGGUCAACACCGACCUCACCACCAUCGACCUGCUCGCCUUCUCGGGGUACAAAUAUGUGGGGAUGAUCGGCGGCGUGGUGACCGGCCUGCUCUUCGGGAAGGUGGGCUACUACCUCGUCCUGAGCUGGUGCUGCGUGGCCAUCUUCGUCUUCACGAUCCGGACCCUGCGGCUGAAGAUCCUGUCGGAGGCGGCGGCCGAGGGGGUGCUGGUACGCGGGGCCCGCAACCAGCUGCGCAUGUACCUCACCAUGGCCAUCGCAGCCGUCCAGCCCCUCUCCAUGUACUGGCUCACCUUCCACCUGGUCCGCUGACGGGCCACCCUGGACCGUGGGGGGGCCCCGGCCCCCUCCCGCAUGCACUCCCUGGACUCCCAACUGGACCCCCCUCCCGUCCCUUAUCCCCUCCUCCGUCUGGGACCACCCGGCCCACGGGGGAAACUCGCCAUAGGAAGUGGCACCGGUGGGGCUCCCGGCUGCUUGGAGCUCGGCAGCCGGCCCGGGGUGCCCUCGGCCGUCCGCUCCCCCACCCAGAGGUGCUCGGCUCACAACUGCACAGCCUGGAACCUGGAGCCCGGGCCCUACGCGGAAACCGUGGUGUCUCCCCUCCAUGUCCUCGGGAGAAAUAAACACCACCGGGCCCAGCC